Molecule: messenger RNA, 2498 nt
Organism: Dreissena polymorpha
Lineage: Eukaryota; Metazoa; Mollusca; Bivalvia; Myida; Dreissenidae
Product: beta-galactosidase-1-like protein 2
Exons: 18
Coding region: 275-2323 (682 amino acids)
Biological process (GO): carbohydrate metabolic process
Cellular component (GO): vacuole
Molecular function (GO): beta-galactosidase activity
Source: RefSeq, a predicted model, not a curated record
UUUUAAAUAGUUUGGCACGUUUCUUUUAUAAUCGGCGAAUGUCAAACUUUCGUGGAUAACGGUGUCAUGUACUAAUUGUAAUCGAGGGUAACGGGUAUCUAUACACCUGUGUUCAACGCGCAGACCACAGUUCAAGAAGUUUGAUAUUAAAGUCAUUUUUCGUAAUAUUAGCAUUAUUAAAAUGGUGCCGUGUAAAACAUAGUUAUACAUCAUUUCAUUUCUUCUUCAAAAUAUACAAAACGUUCAGCAAGUGUUGAUUUGUUUAAAAACAAAUAUGGUGCGCUGUUUAAGAUCAAAAGCGGAAAAAGGAGUUGCAAUAUGUGCUGGGUUUCUUUUAAUCGCAGCAAUUGCACUGCCACUUUAUAUCAAUACCUUGAAACCUAAAGAUGACGUCACAUCCACUGGAUCGAUCGCUUCACAGACGUCAUCUGGCAGGCGGACGACCACGUCAGACGGCCCUUACGUCAGUAACGGAUCACUGACGUUCGUCAAUAGAACAUUUGUGCUGAACGGAUCAGUGCAACUGCGGAUCAUAAGUGGUGCUAUUCAUUACUUCCGAACCGUAGCCGAGGGCUGGGAAGACCGACUGCGGAAACUGAAGGCUUGCGGAAUGAACACAGUGGAAACUUACGUUCCGUGGAACCUACACGAAGAAGAGAUGGGGAAAUUCAACUUUGAUGGAAUGCUGAACGUUACCCGAUUCCUGAACCUGGCCCAUCAGUUAGGGCUGUUUGUGAUCUUCCGACCUGGCCCCUAUAUCUGCUCGGAGUGGGACUUCGGAGGACUGCCGGGGUGGUUGCUAAACGACCCAAACAUGGAGGUACGCAGUAAUUACCCAAGAUACAUCGAGGCAGUUGAGAGAUACUUUUGCCAUCUGCUACCUCUGGUCAGGGAUCUACAGUACUCGAAAGGGGGUCCGAUCAUAGCUUUCCAGAUCGAAAACGAGUUCGGGUCAUACAGCACGGACGUUGCCCAUCUCCACAAAAUCAAAGAGAUGUAUGAGAAGCAUGGACUGACGGAGCUGUACCUGACCUCUGAUAACAUGGCAGGCCAGUCCAGAGAUGUCUUCUACCAGCACGCAUUGCCUACGGCGAACUUCAAAGACUAUUACAAAGAAGGGACGGUUUUGUUCGAUCAAAUCCGAAGGUGGAGCCCAAAUUUCCCCAUCAUGGUGACCGAGUUUUGGACCGGCUGGUUUGACCACUGGUUGUCCCCACACAGUGGGCUUGACGUCGAAGAAUAUGCCCGUUAUCUACGGGAGAUAUUGAAGUCUGGUGCCUCUCUAAACUUCUACAUGUUCCACGGAGGGACCAACUUUGGCUUCAUGAAUGGCGCAAAUAAGGAUUCUUUCUACUCGCCUGACGUAACAAGCUAUGACUACGACGCACUGUUGACAGAGAAAGGCGACAUUACACCAAAAUAUUUGAAGACUCGAGAACUUCUACUGGAAUAUGUGUAUAAGCCCGCAGGCCAGACGCUUCCAGAGAUCCCAGGAAAUCAGGAUCAAGCCGCCUACGGAAACGCGAGCGUUAGUGGAUACAUCCGCCUUGACGACUAUCUAACCAGCGUAACGCCCGUCUCACUCGCGUCCCCGAUGCCAAUGGAAAUGUUGAACAUAAGUGGGCGUGGUCACGGACAAAGUUAUGGAUACGUCCUCUAUCGCGCCAACAUACCACGUGGUGCGUCACAGAUCGCGUUCGCCAAUCUACCAACAGACAGAGCACAGAUAUUCCUUAACGAUCAAGAAGUUGCUACCAUGGACUGGAAUACUAAGAGCCUUUUAGUAUCUCUACCAAGACGGCCGACCGACGAUGGAAAGAACACUGCACGUCUGGACAUACUGGUUGAAAAUCAUGGUCGCGUCAACUAUGGCACCAGAGAAUCCGGGGUACUUAACAACGAGAGGAAAGGUAUUCGUGGGGAUGUAACUGUGGACGGUCGCCUUCUCAAGAACCUGACCGCGUAUCCCUUAGAGUUCAAGACGACAUGGUCAUCAUGGACUGACUGGAAUGCGGGGGACAACGGGACGGUGCCCGGGAUCUUCAACGGCUCAGUGACCGUUAGUGGGCAGCCUAAGGACACAUUCCUGUUUAUGAAGGACUGGGGCAAAGGCAUCGUGUUCAUCAACGAUUUCAACCUGGGCCGCUACUGGUCCGUGGGCCCACAGCAGACGCUGUAUGUGCCGGCAGCGAUACUCCGCGAGGGAGAUAACCAGAUCGUAUGGUUCGAGCAUGAAAAGAAGGGCACGGAGCCGAUUUUCACGGACAGGCCGAUUCUCAAUGUUAUCGAUCAGUCAAAAAUCAACCUUCAAGACCUUGCAUAACGAUCAUAGAUCGAAGAAUUGCAAUUUUGGACACUAGUUUCGUAUAACCGCAAUACCGUACCUAGAUGGCCGUUUAGAUAAGCUAUGAUUUUUGUUGUUUUUUAUUUUCGCAAAUAUGCAGUUUAGUUUUAUUAUAAACAAGAAGACACUUGAAGACAACAAUAGCGAUCGACAA